Molecule: messenger RNA, 2187 nt
Organism: Alligator mississippiensis (American alligator)
Lineage: Eukaryota; Metazoa; Chordata; Crocodylia; Alligatoridae
Gene: ALKBH1
Product: alkB homolog 1, histone H2A dioxygenase
Exons: 6
Coding region: 3-1094 (363 amino acids)
Biological process (GO): oxidative RNA demethylation
Cellular component (GO): cytoplasm; nucleus
Molecular function (GO): broad specificity oxidative DNA demethylase activity; ferrous iron binding; oxidative RNA demethylase activity
Source: RefSeq, a predicted model, not a curated record
AGAUGGCGGCGGCGCUGGCGCGCGAGGGUGGGGAAGACGCUUUCCGCCGCCUCUUCCGCUUUUACCGGCGGCGUGACGGGCUCGACUUGCGGGGCGUCGUCGACUUCUCGGCCCCGGGGAACCAGAUGGUCGGCUCUCAGCUAAGCAUCUCUUCAGUCAGUGAUCAAGAUGCCUACAGAGCAGGAUUGCAGCCAGUUCGCCAGUGGAAAGCCUACAGCCUAGAUGGCUAUCCCGGGUUCAUCUUCAUCCCAAACCCCUUCCUUCCAGGCUGCCAGCGUCACUGGGUGAAACAGUGUCUGAAGCUGUACCCACAAAAGCCCAAUGUGUGCAACUUGGACAAGCACAUGACUGCUGAGGAGACCACUGAUCUGUGGGGGCAGAGCAAGGAGCAGUUGAGGAGGAAAAAUUCCAGUAAGGGAGAACCCAAAAGUUUACUGGAAAAGCUACGCUGGGUGACCCUUGGUUACCAUUACAACUGGGAUAACAAGAAAUACUCAGCAGAUCACUACACUCCUUUCCCCUCAGACCUUGCUUUCUUAUCAAAGCAAGUGGCUGCAGCAUGCGGGUUUCAGAGCUUCAAAGCUGAGGCAGGGAUCCUGAAUUACUAUCACUUUGAUUCUUCUCUGGGAAUUCAUGUGGAUGAAUCCGAGUUGGAUCAUUCCCACCCUCUCUUAUCAUUCAGUUUUGGACAAUCUUCCAUAUUUUUGUUGGGGGGCCUGAAGCGGGAGGAAGCCCCUACAGCUAUGUUUAUGCACAGUGGAGAUAUCAUGGUGAUGUCUGGCUUCAGCCGCCUACUGUACCAUGCCGUUCCCCGAGUCCUCCCCAACCUUGAGGGGACAGCUUUGCCCUCAUGCCUGGAGCUGGCACUCCCUUCAGACUUUCCUGAUGGCUCAGUCAUUGAGCACAGCUCUGAAGAGGACUGGCAGGUCUGUGCCAAGUACUUGCAGACUUCCCGCAUUAAUAUGACCGUCAGGCAGGUGCUGCCUGAUGGUCAGAGCUUUCCAGAGGAUUCUGAGCAGACAGCAGUUUCUAAAGACUCUUACCAUCAGGAAGACAGUAAAGCCAAGCGACACAAACCAAAUGCAGACAGCUGAGAUGUGAAGAGAACUCAGACCUUUGGGCCAAACUGGACUGGUAAUCUCCAGAUGGAGCAGAUGGUCCCCAUCACCCUCUAAUUAUAGAGGAAAUGAGGAACUCUGGCAAAGUAGUUGCAGUCCUUAUUGCUAGAAGAUGGAGGUGAAAAAGGAGGAAGGUUUAAAAGAGAAAGAAGGUUGGUCUUGUGACCAGAGCACAGGCCAGAGACUUAUGAUGCAAUUUCUGUUUCUGUUUGACCUUGGGCAAAUUACUCCUGUUCUGUACCUCAGUUUUCCUACCUGUAAAAUGCCCCCAUCACUGGUUUUGGAGACUCAGUUUCUUAAUGUUUAUAAAUGCCGUGGCGUCUGUGGGUAGCAGGUGCCAGCACAGACAAGAGAGUGAUUGCUUGUAUGUUGAAGUUGGUUCUUGGGUUGGAAAAGCCCUUCUGAAGUUUGCUGCUGGCUCUUUAGGACUAAAUGAAAACAGGCCCCUGAAGAAGAUAUCUACUUUCAGCACAUUAAGUGUGGGGCCAUCUCCUAUACAAAGUACUGUCUUGAACAGUCUUCUGCAGAAGGCAGAAUGACACCAAUUACAGAGUUAAGUCAGCUGCAGUUCUGCCCUCCAUACUAUCAGAGACUAAGCUCAUGAAUGGGGCUAGAGCAAAAUAAUUAGGAGCAACAGCUUUCCUAGAUGAUCUGGAGACUUCUGUUCAAGUUUCCUGUCCCCACUCCUCAUGUGAUGGAAGCUCUCUACUUUGGAACUGGUCCUUUUAGUUGCCCACAGAAAUGCAGUCCUGCAAUCCCAGCCUGGCUUUUUUAAGGAGCAGAGUGAGGAGAAUAAUUUAAAUCUGAAACAAUGAAGUUGUAAAUGAAGUACCUAAAAAAGAAAUUAAUCAGAGACUAUCUCUGUUGCCCAAAAAGUAAAUAUAUUGAAACUAAAUAAGGAAAACACUGGCUUUUGUGCCCAUCCUCUUUAGGACUCAGACGUUCCUAUCUGCUUUUUAAUGCAGUUUUAAUUGUUGGAGUGCCACGCUCUAUCCCAGGGGUAUUUUGUCAUGCUUUCCCCAUGAAUAAACUUACUCUGUUUUUAAAUUAAAGAUUCCUAUCGAUCUUG